CGAACAUCUAUACCGACAACUGUCUUGAUGUUGAAGAUGAUCAGUACUCCUUAGAGGGUAUGUGUGAGGGGGUGGAUCCCUAUGUUGACGAAGUUAUCUAUGAGGAAGAUCAUAACUCACAGCAUAUCUGUGAAGAAGAAGAUGAUAUUAUAUAUUAUGACAACAAUGAAUGCAGCAAUGGUUACACAGAGCCUUCGUGUAUGUAUGACAUUUUUCAAGAAGAAUUUAGACAAAAAAUCAGAAAUGAAGAUGUGUCCUCUGCUAAAAUUCCACCAAGAGGUAACGCGAGCACCACAAUUGCAGAGAGAGUUGUACAGAGAGUUGAACGUCUGGAUCAUGUGACACUCAACAUAGGUGUCACUGGAAAUACAGGAGCAGGAAAGUCCUCCUUCGUGAACGCCAUACGGGGUCUGAGUAACGAUGAUGAGGGAGCAGCUGACACGGGAGUGACAGAGACCACAAUGGAGCCGACACCAUUCCCGCAUCCCACAAUGCCAAAUGUCACCAUUUGGGAUCUGCCAGGUAUUGGUACUCCAAAAUUUAAAGCAAAGACGUAUCUGUCUGAUGUCCAUUUUGAACGCUAUGACUUCUUCAUCAUCGUCACUUCAGAGAGAUUCAAAGAGAAUGAUAUUAACCUGGCCAAAGCGAUCAAGAGGAAGAAAAAACGCUUUUAUUUCAUUCGCUCAAAGAUUGACAACGACAUUAAUGCAGAACGCCAAAGAAGAGAUUUCAACAAGGAAAAUGUGUUAUCCAGGAUCAGAGAGGACUGUACGAAGAACUUGAAAGUUGUUGGAAACCCACAGGUGUUCCUCAUAAGCUCCUUCAGUUUGCAGGAAUAUGACUUCACCAGGUUGAUCGAUACACUGAGAAGAGAUCUCCCAGAGAAAAAGAAGCAGGCCCUCAUCCAGUCUCUACCAGUCUACUCCAUUCAAGCUCUGGCAAGAAAGAAGAAGCAUUUUCAAAAGAUGAUAUCGCUCCAAGCCUUUGGUUCCUGUGCCGGUGCAAUACUGCCCAUUCCUGGUCUGACCCUGGGUGUCGACUAUGGCAUUGCAAAAUCAUUCUUCAGCAAAGUUUUCCAGUCGUUCGGCUUGGAUGAAAAUUCCCUACGGCGCCUUGCAUCCCGUGUAAACAUGGACCAAGAGUAUCUGAAGAACGCACUACAGUCGCGGUUUAAAGACGGAAUCACAGAUGAAGUGUUGAUGUCCUUUCUCAACACUCCCGCGAUGGCAUCGCUCAUGACAAUGAAAAUGGUGCUAUCGGCACUUGUAGUCGCUGGGUCACUACCUGCCGGGAUCAUUUCUGUGGGCAUGAUGCGUCGUAUACUGAACAAAGGACUGAAGGAAAUGGCCAAAGAUGCUGCUGCAAUGCUGGAAGCAGCUAUGCUUAAUCAACUGUAAAUAAAUAAAUAAAUAGAAACUGCUGUAGAUCAUGGUGUGACUUACUGUGAAGGGACUGAUGAUGGCCUGAAUUUGCUGUGGUCUAAUGUUCGAUGUUUAAACAUACUUGACUGAAUAGCUUGUGAUUCUUGACAAUAAAGUUCAUUUAUAAAAUUUAAUUAAAUUAUCCUGAUAUUAAAGUUAUUUUCCCUCAAAUGCUUGCCUAUUCUAUUGGUUUUACUGGCUUUCCUGGUUCAUGGAUAAAGAUGGUGACAGAGUAUCAUUUAAUAAAGACAACAGUAACCGUA
This is a messenger RNA of Alosa sapidissima (American shad), 1684 nucleotides long. Its product is annotated as interferon-inducible GTPase 5-like. The transcript has a single exon. Gene Ontology annotation, molecular function: GTP binding. The record is from RefSeq and is a predicted model, not a curated record. Gene Ontology annotation, cellular component: membrane. NCBI's taxonomy places the organism in Eukaryota, Metazoa, Chordata, Actinopteri, Clupeiformes, Clupeidae. The coding region runs from base 60 to 1397 and encodes 445 amino acids.